Messenger RNA from Glarea lozoyensis ATCC 20868, 2967 nucleotides. RefSeq names its product WD40 repeat-like protein. Gene Ontology annotation, cellular component: plasma membrane; cytoplasm. The record is from RefSeq and is a predicted model, not a curated record. Bases 1 to 2967 code for a protein of 988 amino acids. The transcript has 3 exons. NCBI's taxonomy places the organism in Eukaryota, Fungi, Ascomycota, Leotiomycetes, Helotiales, Helotiaceae. Gene Ontology annotation, biological process: regulation of exocytosis; regulation of protein secretion; establishment of cell polarity. Gene Ontology annotation, molecular function: GTPase activator activity; syntaxin binding; myosin II binding.
AUGGCAGGUUUUCUGCGAGGAAAGCAAGCUGGUAUACAAAACGAUUUAUCUGCUGGUAUCGUUUCAGGUCUAUUCUCUCCCGAUGAUCGCGCGCGAUUUGGCAUUAACUCUCAAAUUGGAUGUCUCGCAUAUGACCCAAUUCAAUCUCUUUUAGCGGUCGGUACGAAUGAAUCCCCCUUUGGCAGCGGCCAAAUCUACAUUUAUGGUCAAGGGCGCGUCCAAGCAACCCUUCAACUCCCCCGUCGCGCAUCUGUCAAAGAACUCCAAUUCGUGGCCGACCGAAUCAUUUCCUUAGACUCCAAGAACGAACUCAUAAUAUGGGAUCUCGCAUCUGCGAAGAAGGUCACGAGCUUCAAUCCGCCGGGUGUGGUUACAACUAUGGUUACGGAUCCUAUGCUGGAUUGGGCACUGCUUGGGUUACAGAACGGAGAUGUUAUUUGUUACGAUCUUGCAUCGGAAAAGAUUGCACCUUUGCGACUACCAAAUUUCUGGAAAGAGAGGAGCCCCAAAUCGAGGUUAUUGCCGGUAGUCUCCAUGCAGCUUCAUCCCAGAGAUAUUGGACAGUUGUUGAUCGGAUAUACGGAGGGUGUGGUUAUCUAUUCCUUUAAACAAGCCAAGCCAAUUAGGUAUUUUGAGUACACUGUACCUGCAGGAGCUCCAGGUGGUAAUACAGACUCGCAAAGUAUUGGAACCGUGAGGAAGCCAAAGCUCACGCAAGUCUUGUGGCACCCCACUGGUACUUUCGUUGCUGGCGCUUUUGACGACGAGAGUUUGGUAUUCUGGGAUUCAAAGGACGGCAGGGUUGUCAUGGCUAGGACCUUGACAGAUACAAACGUUGACAAACCUGGAAACGUCUCAAAAGAUCCUGGAGCAUUUAAUUUCAAGGAGCCAUUUGUGAAGAUUGCUUGGUGUUGUAGAGAGAAUCCGGAUGAUACUGGUAUCUUAAUUGCUGGUGGAUCUAGCAAAAUAUCACCACAAAAAGGAUUGACUUUCAUGGAGCUGGGUCAGACCCCGGUUUAUGCGACAUCAUCAUGGCAGGUUCUUAGCGAUCACUUCGAGGCUAAAAAGCAACAUUUUCUACCUACACCACUUGGUGCAGAAGUGGUCAAUUUCUGUCUCAUUCCAAGGACGUCUCCUCAUUUCGCCGGAAACCAAGAUCCUAUCGCUAUAAUUGCCGUUCUAACUUCUGGAGAACUUAUCACCUUGAGCUUUCCUAGUGGUUAUCCAAUCUCACCUACAAAUAUGCUUCCUCCCUCUUUGACGUUCGUUCAUCCCUUUGUCACGACUAUUGCGGUUGCUCCUCUGGACCGUGGGAGAUGGCUGGGUAUGGUUGAAAGCAGGCAGCGAGGAACACGAAUACUAAAAGGUGGAGCUGAAAGUGUGAAAUCAUUAAGAAAGAAGGAAUCUCGUAAUAUAGUCCUCAUGGCUCACGGAGAUGGUACCGUGAGAAUAUGGGAUGCAGGACAUGGUGAUGAGCUUGAAAAUAGCACAACAUGUCAAGUCGACCUUGCCAGAUCACUAAAUCGAUACGAGGACAUAAAUAUUACUAUGAUGAGUAUGGGUCUUCAGACCGGAGAAUUAGCUGUUGGCACUUCACGCGGAGAAGUGGUUUUGUAUCGAUGGGGAGGGAACAAACGCGUUGGUCAGGAGUUAUCACAAGACCUUGACGUUGUUUCAGGCGGCCUCACAGAUAUCUCUAUACGUGCCGAGCCAGCUCUCAAGGAAGGUUUACAGCCCUACGUUUUGUAUGAUUUGGCUCAAGGGCCUAUUCAUGCGCUCGGCGUUUCCGACAUGGGGUUUGUGGGCGUUGGAUCUGAAGGUGGUGUCUUUUCCCUCAUCGAUAUGCGAGGUCCGUCAAUUAUCUUCACGGGCUCAGUGAACGAUUUUGGAAAGGCGGAAAAGAGAAGUAGUUUCAUGAGAAAGGGAAGUUCUCACACCACAUCACGACCAGAUUGGCCAGUAAUUCUCGAGUUUGGCGUAAUGACUUUAGAGGGGGACAACUACUCGAGUAUCGCUUGUUUUGUAGGGACGAAUCUGGGAAAGGUUGCUACAUUCAAGAUUAUUCCAGAUGCAAAGGGCGCAUAUACAGCACAGUUCGCUGGUGUCACGUCAUUGGAUGGCAAAAUCGUCUCUAUUUCUCCAAUCGUGUCGAGUACUGGCAAUCGCGCUGCUGCAACUGGAGCAACCGUGGGGUCGCUGAGAGAUGGUAUACAGACACAUGGAACAUUGGUCGUUGCCUCCCAAAAAGAAGCGAAGAUAUUCAAGCCAGCAUCUGCCAGAGGAGCUUCAAAGAGCUUCGAUGAUUUUUUGUGCGAAUCAGCUUGCGUCACGGAGUUUGAUGGACAUGGUUUCGCUCUUGUUGGUGUCUUUGCUGACCGCUCGAUUCAUGCCUAUUCAAUUCCCGCCCUAAAAGAAAUUGCUGCGUCGAAAGUUGAUAAACUGGAUAAAAGCCGUUUAGGAUCCUCCAUUGUCACCCCAUCAGGAUGUGUAUUUGGCUGGACAGGCCCUUCAGAACUCGCAAUGCUCAACGUUUGGGGAACCGGCGAACCACUUCCCAAAUCUCAUGACCACCUCUUCAACCCCAAAGUCACAAUUCCACCUCGACCAACAAUCUCGAAUAUGCAGUGGAUAUCAGGCACGCAGUACGUCUCGCCCAUUGACCUCGAUCUUCUCAUCGGUGGUCCAGAUCGUCCACCAAGCAAGCGUAUGAUGGCACUCGCUGCCGAAGAAGACCGUCUCGCUCGCUCGGGUGGUUCUAGUCGAGCGGGCACUGCUCCUGCUCAAGAGGGUUGGGGUGAUUACAUGACUAGACAGCUUAACGAAAGAACAGAGAGGCUGAAUAUCAUUGGCGAUUCGACGGACCAGAUGUUAGAAAAUAGCCAAGGCUGGGCAGAAGACGUCAAUAAAUUUGUUAGUCGGCAGAAACGGAAUAUGUUACUUGGAGGCAUUACUGGGAAAUUCUUUUAA